CCGCCAUGUCUACACGGACAACAAUAACAAACGGCAAUUAAGGCGCUUCCGUUGCCCAUGACACCGGAGCGAAGUUCUGACAGCUUAUUCUCCAAUCCAUUUAUAACCACCCCGAGUCCACAAGUAGUCCCUUUUGAAGUUAUUUCUACUCGGACGUGCCUCCUAUAACCCCCGGCUGGAGUUGCAGACAGCGCCUUUCGUUUGAACAGAGGAGGGCGGCUGAUUAUGGUGUAGCACGGAGCGCUAGCUCCGAGACAGCAGGUUUUUUAGCAGCAGUGCAGCGCAGCAGAGUGCAGCGUGGGGCCGACUGAGGCAGAUCACAGCAGAGUAGUCAUGCUUACGUUGGCCAGUAAGCUGAAGAGGGAUGACGGAGGAAAGGCGGGCCGUGCCUCCGGAGCCUCUGACUCCGCCCAUAGGAUUUCCAUCAGGGAUCGCCUCCUUACCAAAGAAGUUGCAGAACUUGAAAUCAAUCUUCCUAGUACAUGCAAAGCCAGUUUCCCAGAUGAGGACAAGCUGCAUUAUUUUCAGCUGGCGGUGUCCCCUGAUGAGGGUUACUACCAGAGUGGAAGGUUUCAGUUUGAAAUAGACGUCCCCGAAGCCUAUAACAUGGUGCCUCCUAAAGUGAGAUGUCUGACCAGAGUAUGGCAUCCUAACAUCACAGAGAAUGGAGAGAUCUGUUUAAGCCUAUUGCGGGAACACUCUAUUGAUGGCACAGGCUGGGCCCCAACUAGAACAUUAAAGGACGUUGUCUGGGGAUUGAACUCCUUGUUUACUGACCUGUUGAACUUCGAUGACCCUUUAAACAUCGAUGCUGCAGAACAUCAUCUGAGAGACAAGGAGGAUUUUCGGAAUAAGGUUCAAGAUUACAUCAAGCACUACGCCAGAUGAUAGACGCAUCGGCUACCUACAUUAGCCUGCACCAACCAACCAAACGGCUCUACCUUGCCUCUGCUUAUCUUGGCCAAGUCCCCCCUCCCUCCACGUGUGUGAAUCAACAGACGACUCUUACUAUUCCCCUGUCGACACCACAGCCACGCCCACGCCCUGCUGUUAACCAAUUGCAAUAAAUUCCACUUUGCGGGAAUGAAAAAAGAGAGAGAAAAAAACAAUGCAUUUAAGUCAAGACUUGCAUACAAAAG
Messenger RNA from Etheostoma cragini (Arkansas darter), 1139 nucleotides. It is a transcript of the gene ube2f, whose product is annotated as ubiquitin-conjugating enzyme E2F (putative). The transcript has 10 exons. Bases 334 to 888 code for a protein of 184 amino acids. Lineage: Eukaryota; Metazoa; Chordata; Actinopteri; Perciformes; Percidae. The record is from RefSeq and is a predicted model, not a curated record.